AUGGACGAAGACGGCCCCAACUUUUCCUAUGCCUACGGUGGCGCGUCCUCGAACCCCUCGACUCCCUCGAUCCCUUCAAAUGCAUCAUGGAAUCCGGCAUUGCGCAGCGAGAACGGAGCGAGUGUACCAGUCGGCGCGAAACCCACGACACAACCCCAACAGUCCAAACCAGAGUCGUCGGAAGGAGACGAGGAGGAGGAGGAUGAAGACGACGAAGACGACGAAGAUGACGAAGACGAUGACGAAGAAUCAGAAGAUGGCAGCGAGGACGACGAGGAGGCUCCCUCAAAACCUGCAGUAGCUGCGCAAUCCGUAUCAGAACCUGCGAGCAAGCCUACAAUUGAAGAAGAAAGUACAAGCGACGAAUCUCCCGAGCGCAAUGACACCAUGCAAGCACCGCCCAGCGCACAACCACCCCAGACAAAAGAACCUCUAGAGCACUCAAUAUCGGCGAAUCGCAAGCGACACCGGCAAAGGCCGAAUCAAGCGAAGAGGAGGACUCGGAAGAAGAAGAAGAAGAAGAGGAGGAGGAGGAGGGAGGAGGAGGAGGAGGAGGAGGAGGAGGAGGAGGAGGAGGAGGAGAGCCAAGAGGAAAGCUCAGAAGAAGAACCAGAGCCGCAACAGCACCCAGAGGAGAACUACGAGCACCAAGGGGAAACCACAGCUCUUGAGGAUGCCAUGACCGAUAGUGUAAAAGUACCUCUGGUAGAAGAUACAGAAGCAGAUGAAUGGGGCGGUUCCGGCGACGACCCUUUUGAUCUUGGUGGUAAACCGCAGGAACCACCUCUAGAGACACCGGUGGCAGAAGCUGUUGGGACGACAGUCGGAGAUGACAAUAUUGGAAACACCACGGUAGGCGGCAAUACAGGAGCCGACAUUGACUGGGGUAAUUCGGAGGAGGCGGAAGACUUUUUUGGCGUGGUCGCGAGCCAACAGAUCGAACCUGCGCAGGCCGUAGAUCAGACUCCUGGCGCGCAUGUGGUACAGGCCGAAGCAAAAGCCGCUGAAAAGAGUGAAUGGGAUUUGGACCUUGACUUGGACGACGAUUUCCUACCCGACCAAGAGGAUGCACCCGUCAUUGAGUUGAGCGACGACGAGGGGUUCCUCGAAGAUGAAGCGCCAGUACCCGCAGCGCAACCAACGCAACCUGCUCCAUCAGGAACCGCAAGCCGAUAUGCUUCUCAAACCUCAGCAGCAGCACCAGCAAUUACGCCGGCGGCGAACCCAUAUGCCUCCCAAGCACCGGUUACACCAGCUUAUGAUGGCUUUGGACGAAACCUGGCAUACCAACAGCAACAGCAGCCACCUCGACCGCCAAUGGCAAGCUCAGCGCAAAGUUUCGUAGACAAGUCCAAAGGAGGUUACGCUUCGCCUUACGAUUUACCAGAAGACAUUGUGACUACCCGAAAGCGACCUGCUCCGCGAACAACAGUAUCAGCUGUACAGCCAACCCCACCACCUCCACGGACUAGCAGUAUGUCCUCGAACACUGGACCCCCUGGACCUCUACGACCGCCUAUGUCAUCGAGCAUGUCAAUUUCCAGUCUGUCUCCACCAUCCUCGGGCCACUCUAUGCAGGCUCAAAUGACCGGCAUGCCACCACCGGCAGCAGCACCAAAGCCCGCGGUUACAGCGAAAUCACCUUCGAGUGAUUUCUUCGCCGAGCUGCCUAUUACCUCCAAGCCGCGCCCAUCAGGGCGCUACACCCCGCAACCGAGCAUGCCUGUUCAACCUCAACCUUCGGCCAAUCAUCCUCCCCCGCAACUUCCGCCAAAGGAGCGUACGGCUUCCACGUCCUCCCUACGCAACGAGUUCAUCCCGGAUGCUGCAAAGGUCGCUACUCCUCCUCCGUUCAGGCAACCAGAACAACUACCCAUGUUCCCGAGUCAACCAUCGGUCCCUACGCGAACAAAUAGUCUUCCCGUGCCUCAGCCGGUACCAGCGCCUCCUUCGACGAGCAGAUAUUCUCCGGCUCCACCUCCUUCGGGACCAGCUGCCAACUCAAGAUACUCCCCUGCGCCCCCAAGCGCACCAGCAGCAAACGCGCGAUAUUCGCCCGCUCCAUCGCAAGCACCCCAUGCUCGUUAUCAGUCCGAACCACAUAACAACUUGACGCGGACUCCUUCGCAACCUUUUGCGCCCCGAACUUCCAGCCCGCUGGCGUUUCACAGCAUACCUCACCAGCACGAGCAGGUUCCCGAAAACCACGCCCAACAUGCUCCAAACCACCAGGUUUCGCAAUCGGCUGAUGGAAUGCCUCGCCCCCCUAUCCGAAGCCCACUGGGAGAGGUUAGUGAGAUUGAAGAGCCAGAGCCAGAACCAAUACUUAGCUCAAGGCCGCCUACAUCUGGAAGAUCAGAGACUCCACCUCUAAGAAGUACACCUUCAUCAGUAGUUGGCUCACCACGGAAAACUGAUAACUACGCACCAAGAUAUCAGCCAGCUCAGCCAGCAGUUCCACAACGCUCCCACUCCCAGUCUCCAACAGCGACCAUGAAACAGCCUGGACGCGGCUUUGGUAGCUCAGAACCCACAGGAACUCCUUAUGGCAUGAUGCCGUCUGCAAUUUAUGGUGGCCAGUCUACCAUUUCCAAUACUGUCAACAAAAUCCCUCAUCGUCGGCAAGCAUCGACGACCUACGAUUUCAUUCUCCCCGAAGACGAGCGUUCGGCAGAUCCACUCGAAAGGUGGAAGGGCCAUCCUGUGUUCAACUGGGGCCUAGGGGGUAAUAUUGUGACGAGCUUCCCUAAACAGAUUCCUCGAUACGGGGGUGGUGGAUCCGCGCCGAUGAUGAAGAGCAAUCCUGGUGAAAUCCGUAUCCAGAGUGUCAAAGAGGUUUUCCCUCUACCAGAAGACAUCGCUAAGUUCCCUGGUCCCCUCAAGGCUAAGGGCAAGAAAAAGGAUGUAUCAGUAUGGCUAGGCCGUAAGAUCGAAGCAUUGGACAACCAGUCCAAAGAACCAGGGCUCGAACACACUAUGAGUGAAGAUGAGCUCAAGCGUCUGGAAGAUCGCACCCUCCUCUGGAAGCUCAUGCAGAUACUUGUUGACAACGAUGGAAAAUUAGAGGGCAUCCCUGCAGAGACCGCCGUCAAGAAGUUGCUUUCACCAGCUGGUGACGAGUCAUCAGACGAAGCGGGUUCAUACUCCACAGCAGCCGACAUCGUCGGGCGUUCAAGAUCUAAUACUUCCAAUCUUCAGGCAGAACCUGUAGAUCCCCGAGCCGUCGAAGACUUGCAGAGUAUGCUCGUUAAGGGUGACCGCGAGAAGGCCGUUUGGCACGCUGUCGAUCAGCGACUAUGGGGACAUGCUAUGCUGUUGUCUUCUACUCUUAGUAAAGACAUAUGGAAGCAAGUUGUUCAAGAGUUCGUUCGAAAGGAAGUUAAGAAGGCUGGGCGCAGCAACCAGGCAUUGGCUGUUCUGUACGAGGUCUUUGCUGGCAACCAUGAGGAUUGCAUCGACGAACUGGUACCCGCUUCAGCUCGUGCUGGUUUCCAGAUGGUGAGCGCCGACGGUGCUGGCGCAACACAGAACGCACUACAAGGUCUUGACAAGUGGCGCGAGACGGUUGCACUGAUCCUAAACAAUCGCAGUGAAGGUGAUGCAUCAGCACUUCUCUCGCUUGGGAGACUUUUGGCUCAGUACGGUCGUGUUGAAGGUGCGCACGUAUGCUUCAUUUUCGCCCGUUCGGUUUUGAAGGUCAGCGGAGUCGAUGACCCACAAGCCGAUCUCGUGCUGAUCGGCGCUGAUCAUCGCCUGAAUCCUCUGGAGAUGGGUGUCGAGCUGGAGCCGAUAUUGCUCACUGAAGUAUACGAGUUCGCAAUGUCGUUGGCAUCCCCUACCGGCUCGUUUGUCAUCCCUCAUCUGCAAAAUUACAAACUCGCACAUGCGUAUCAAUUAGCCGAGAGUGGAUACAGGACCGACGCGCAGGCAUACUGCGAUGCUAUUGCAGCGGCCAUGAAGGCUGCGACCGUGUCCUCGCCAUACUACAACGCCGCUUUUAUCGCCAGUUUUGACGAUUUGGGCAAGCGACUCUCGCAUUCUCCCAAGGAUGGAUCCUCAUCGUGGAUCUCAAAGCCUAGCAUGGACAAGGUUGGAAGCUCACUUCUGUCAAAGUUUAACAGCUUCAUUGCAGGGGAUGACGAGGAUAACACGACCAACAAGUCAGGCGGGUCCGAAGUUGGACCUUUCGCUAAGAUUGCUGGUGACAGUCCUUCCCUCACGCCUUCACAAUCGAACGCGGACCUUUACGGCGCAAUGUCUGGCUAUGGAGUUCCCCCACAGCCAUCAGCCCCAGGCAACUCAAGGUAUGCGCCAUCGAACGCCUACGCGCCAAGGUCGUCCUCGGAGCAGCCACGGUCUCGUUACGAACCUCAGGGUCGGCCGUCGAUGGAGUCGAACGACAGCUUCGGCAUGCGAGCAGCAUCCGACACGUAUACACCUAUGACUCCGACAACAGGCAUAUACAGCCCUACGCAGAACCAACUGAGCCCACCGAGUGCACGCACACAAGCUAAGAUACAGUCGUACUCACCCCUUCGUCCGGAGUAUAGCCCGGCUCAGCCAUCUCUUGGAAGCCCUUACAUGCCUACACCUUCCGUCGAAGAGUCCUCCUCAGCCCCUGCGUUCGGUGGUUACCAGCCCCAAGCGAGCUUCGACGAGCCAACUCAACCAACAGCGAACGAGUUAACAUACGAUCGAUACGGACCCUCGUCAUCUACCUUUGAACCUCCUGCAUACCAGCCAUACAACCCCGAUGAGGACGACAAGGAAGAGGAGAAGCCACUAACGAAGAAGAAGUCUUUCAUGGACCUUGACGACGAUGACGACCUCGCUGCCCGCGCUUCCGCUCUGAAGAUUAGCGGAGGCGGUGGCUCCAAGUCAGAAGCAGACAAGAAGGCAGACGAGGCGUUCCGCAAAGCCGCCGAGGCAGAUGCUCAGCGUGACAAAGAGGCCGCAGCAGCAAAGAAAGGAGGAUGGCUGUCUGGGUGGUUUAAGAAAGAUCCCAACGCCGGCCCUGGCCCUAUCAAGGCCAAAUUGGGAGAGGAGAGCAGCUUCUACUACGAUACAGAUCUUGGCAAGUGGGUGAACAAGAAGGGCGGCGCGGCAGACGCGGGUAAGCCCGCUGCAACACCACCGCCUCCACGCGCUGGUCCUCCCGGCGGCGCAGCUCGAAGUGCGUCUGGCGGCGCACCCACACCGCCUAUGGGUCCUCCCGGCGCACUGCGUCCACCUACAUCCAACCCUCGCUCCUCUUCCAUGCCACCACCCAUGGGUGUUGCUGGCUCCCGCGCCUCUACACCAGGCAUACCAGAGUCUGAUGAAGAAGGCUUCGCUGGGCCCAAACCACCUACGCUAGCCAGACCAAGCUUUGGUGCUGCGUCAGGACCGCCAUCACGACCGGGUACCGGUAUGAGCAAUGCUAGCAGUAUUGAUGAUUUGUUGGGUGCACCGCAAGCCAGAAAAGGACCAGCAAGUAAGAAGAAGAAAGCUGGUCGCUAUGUCGACGUUAUGGCGAAGUAA
Messenger RNA from Alternaria atra, 5520 nucleotides. RefSeq lists its product as uncharacterized. Bases 1 to 5520 code for a protein of 1839 amino acids. The record is from RefSeq and is a predicted model, not a curated record. NCBI's taxonomy places the organism in Eukaryota, Fungi, Ascomycota, Dothideomycetes, Pleosporales, Pleosporaceae. Gene Ontology annotation, biological process: autophagy; COPII vesicle coat assembly; Golgi organization. The transcript is spliced from 2 exons. Gene Ontology annotation, cellular component: endoplasmic reticulum exit site; ER to Golgi transport vesicle membrane.